UUUUAUUUGAAAUUAGUUUUUAAAUUCUAUGAAUAAACAAUUAUUAAUUGACGAAAUAAAUAAUUUAUUACCAGUCGAUAAUUAUGAUUUAAGAAAAAGUUUCAAUUUUGAGCAACCUAUUUUAGAUUUGGAAAAAAAUAUAAAACGAGCUUAUUAUGUCAUUAUAAAAUACUUAGCUGAAAAUAACUCUUCAAAUUUUAAAAAUCAAUCUCUUAGUUUGAUUAAGAAAUUACAAGAAAUCAGAAAAACAAAAUACAAAAACUUGAAGCCUAUUAAUAAAUUAAAUAUAAUUAGACAACAAGGCAGGCCUAGCGGCCUUGAUAUAAUUAAACUUAUUACAGAAGAAUGGAUAGAACUAUUUGGGGAUAGAAAAGGUUUUAAUGAUAGAGGAUUAGUUGCGGGAAUAGGUAGAAUAGGUGGCAGAUCUGUAGUAUUAAUUGCUCAUGAACGCGGCAAAACUCCAAUUAGCAAAAUGAAAAGGCAUUUUGGAAUGGCGUAUCCGGGUGGCUAUCGCAAGGCUUUACGUUUAAUGCAACAUGCUAAUCAAUUUAAUUUGCCGAUAUUAACUUUUAUUGAUACUGCAGGUGCAUGGGCUGGAUUAGAUGCUGAACAUUUUGGCCAAAGUGAAGCUAUUGCUGUUAACUUAAGAGAAAUGUUUAAUUUAAAUGUACCUAUUAUUAGUACGAUUAUAGGAGAAGGUGGUUCUGGUGGAGCUUUAGCAAUUAGUAUUGCAGAUUAUUUAAUUAUGUUUGAGUAUAGUAUAUAUUCCGUAGCUUCUCCAGAAGCUUGUUCAGCUAUAUUGUGGAAAGAUCGUUCUAGAUAUGUAGAGGCUUCAGAAUGUUUGAAAAUAACUGCAGAAGACUUAAAAAUUCUUGGUAUUAUUGAUGAAAUAAUAGAAGAACCUAUCGGUGGUUCUCAAAUUAAUCCUCUUUUCACUAUAAAAAAGCUUAAAGAAAUUUUAAUAAAUAAAAUUAAAGAAUUAGAAAGUUUCUCUGAUAAUGAAAGAAAAGAUCGGCGUUCUAAUAAAUUUAGAAAAAUUGGUGUUUUCUAUGAAUAACAAAUAAAGAGAUAGAUUGAUAGAUUAAGUUAACAAUCGGUAAGUACCGAUUGUUACUUAAUCUAUCAAUCUAUCUCUUUAUUUGUUAUUCAUACAUUCACAUUUAUAGUAUUUAUUAAAUUAUAUUUAAGGAUU
Galdieria sulphuraria is the source of this 1192-nucleotide messenger RNA. Its product is annotated as [pt] acetyl-CoA carboxylase carboxyltransferase subunit alpha. The transcript has a single exon. The record is from RefSeq and is a predicted model, not a curated record. Gene Ontology annotation, biological process: fatty acid biosynthetic process. Bases 29 to 1057 code for a protein of 342 amino acids. Gene Ontology annotation, molecular function: acetyl-CoA carboxylase activity; carboxyl- or carbamoyltransferase activity. Lineage: Eukaryota; Rhodophyta; Bangiophyceae; Galdieriales; Galdieriaceae. Gene Ontology annotation, cellular component: acetyl-CoA carboxylase complex.